Plasmodium gaboni is the source of this 2533-nucleotide messenger RNA. Its product is annotated as putative mitochondrial rpoD precursor. The record is from RefSeq and is a predicted model, not a curated record. The transcript has a single exon. NCBI's taxonomy places the organism in Eukaryota, Apicomplexa, Aconoidasida, Haemosporida, Plasmodiidae. The annotation marks the transcript as partial.
AUGAAAUACCUACUAAGGAACCAUAAAAUAAAUAUUCAGAAAAUCUGUGAAGUUUUAUUUAAACGAUAUUUUUUAACGAAUCAUUUCUAUGUUGGUAAUUUUUGUGAAUAUAUAAAAUUACAACAAGAUAAUAUAUUAUUUAAAAAGAAACAAAUAUAUUUCCUAAGUACUUGUAAAGAAAAUGAUUGUGAUAAUGAACGUGUUAAUCUUCAUGUGAGUGAGAAAGAAGAAGAGAAUAAUAUAAAAAACAUUUUGAAUAAUGAAGACCAUUAUAAGAAUUCUUUAACAAAAAAAAAACAAGAAAAUGUUAUAAAAAAGGAAAGAGACAUUAUUAAUAUAUUAGAAAAAGUUAUUAAGAAUGAAAAAAAUAUAUUGAUUACACCUCAGAAUAUAGUUGAAUUAUUACAAGCUUAUAGUAAAUAUAAAUAUUAUAAUGAAGAUAUUAUAAAAUUAAUAAUAGUUUAUAUGAAAUAUAAUAUGAAUAAAUUUUCUUUGAUAAAAUUAUGUGUUUGUUUAAAUUAUUUUGUUAAUUUAAAUAUAAAAAAUGAACCUUCUUUUAAUAAUAUUAUUUCUAAUAUUAUUAUGAAAAAAAUAAAAGAUGAUGAAUAUAUGGAUUUGUAUGCAUUGUGUAUGUUAAUAAAAUAUAUAUUAAAUAAAAAUAUAAAAGAUAUUAAUUUAAUUUAUAUGUUGAUCAGAAUAACAAAAAGGAAAAUAUCAGAAGAAUUAUAUAAUAUAUAUGACGUAUAUAAUUUAAUAUUGUCUUUUUUAAAUAUACAUACGAAUAUAAUUAAUCCAAGAGCAUAUGAAAAUAAACAAAAAAAAAUAAACAACAUUAACAUUAAAAGCAACAACAAUAAUAAUAAUAAUAAUAAUAAUAAUAAUAAUAAUAAUAAUAAUAAUAACAAUAAUAAUAAUAAUAAUAAUAAUAAUAAUAAUAAUAGUUAUUGUGAUAACCGUGUGGGGGGUUCAUAUAACAGUUACAUAAAUAAAUGUGAUAAUCCAAUUGAUUAUCAUAUAAACCCAUUUAAAUUAUAUCAAUCAGAGGAAUAUAAUCAUUCUUACAAUAAUUCUAAUCCAUAUGAUAUAUAUGAAGAUACAAAAAAAAUAAAUGAAGAAAAUAUUCACAAUAUGCUACAUAUAUAUAUUAAUUCUAAUAACAAAAAUAAUAAUGAUAUUAUUUUAAUGCUACAUAAUUUAAAAAGUAAUAUAUCACUAAAAUCUUUUACAUUUAAAAUGUAUAUGAACAAUGAUGAUGAAACAAAAUUAUAUUCACAUUUUUUAAAACAAAUAGAUUUUAAAAAAGAAAUACAACCACAAUAUAUAGCUCUUCUUCUUAUAAAUAUAAUGAAGUUUAUAAAGAAUUGUCAAAUUUCACACCAAUUAUUUUUACACAUUAUAAAUAAUCUUCAUAUACAUAUUAAAAAUGUUCUAAUGAAUACAAAACAACAUGAAAUGAACAAAUACAAACUGUAUUGUGAUGAAAUAAAAAUAAAAAAAAAAAAAAAAGAAUUAUUUUUAUUUAAUAAUAAUAUCAAUAGGUUUUGUGUGCAACAAAAGGAAUCAUUAGAAAAUAUUUACAGUGAUAAAAAUAUUAACAGUGAUAAAAAUGUUAACAGUGAUAAAAAUAUUAAAAGUGAUAAAAAUGUUAACAGUCAUAAAAAUUUUAACAGUCAUAAAAAUAUUAACAAUCAUAAUAAUAUUAAAAGUGAUAAAAAUAUUAACAUUCAUAAAAAUAUUAAAAAAAAAUUUUAUGAAAAUGGUGAUAUGUUUAAUAUUAAUAAAAAUAUAGAAAGAUCAAAACAAGAUCCUUACGAAUUUGCUCACACAUAUCAAUGUGAAGAAAAUAUAAAAAAUAUGACGGCACAAAAUAAAUCAAGAAAACACUUUAAUAUUCAAGAAAUUGGAUUAAUAUUCGAAUUUUAUACUUCUAUGAUAAAUUAUUUAAAAGAAAGUAAAAGAGAUAGUUGUCCAAAUGAUGAUAGACACCCUUUCUAUAUUUCUAACAAAAAUAAUUUCAUGUCACAUAUUGAAGGAAUUUAUAAUAACAAAGGAAGUGUGGAAGGAGAGAAUAUUUUUACAGAUAAUGUGAACAUGAAUGAAAGGAAUAAUAUACAGAAUAAUAAUUUAAAUAUUUUUAAAAAUAAUAAUACAUAUAAUUUUUAUGAUCAGUUAAUUUUACACUUUGAUUUGUUCAAAUUAUAUAUAAACAUAUUAAAGAAGUGCCUUUACUUAUAUUCAUUAUAUAAACAAGAAGAAAUUAAAAAAAAAAAAUUUAAAUACAAUAGUGAUGAUAUUAAUAUAAUUACAUACUGUAAAGUAUUUAAAGGAUUUGUAGAAAUUUAUAAUAAAAAUAAUUUCAUAGAUAAAGAGAUAUUUUUUUCAUUUUUUGAAGAAUAUUUUUUAAUACAAAAAAAAGAAAAAAAAUUAUGUCUGAAUGAAAUAUGUGAUAUCUUAAAAAUUAUAUAUACAUGUAAUAACACAGAUCUUUUAGAUAUUUUAUAUAAUAAUAGAGAAAGCAAAUUUUUAUUUAUCA